Molecule: messenger RNA, 3624 nt
Organism: Closterium sp. NIES-67
Lineage: Eukaryota; Viridiplantae; Streptophyta; Zygnematophyceae; Desmidiales; Closteriaceae
Source: the annotation of a GenBank genome assembly
CUAGAGGUGCUAGGGACAUCCUUAUCCUUUUUCUGACACCCUUCCCAUUACCUCGUUACCCAUCCAGUGUGCAUGCGAUGUCGCUGCAUGAAUGGGACGUGCGUCCUUGACGUGUUAGUCUGAUUCUCGUUGACAAGAGUAGCCCAGGCUGCUGUGUGCACUCAUCACCCUGAUCAGGGAAACCUGUCUAAGAUUUCUCGCACCGUGCUCGCGAAUCUCUCUUCUAGAAGCUCGUGUGCACACGCUGCCUCUCUCAAUAUCCGCGGUCGCGACCGCUUCCCCGAUUUCGACCGGUGUUUAGAUCUCGACCGUUGAAUGUACCAGCUGAUCGUCCAAUCCGUCGAUGCUGCGGUUCGCUGAGCCAAUCCUAUGCGGCUGAGCGUCCUAGUCGCCACUGAUAGCCGCAAAUCCUAAGAACUCGCUGGUAGCCGCCAGUUUGCUUUCACAUCAAUAAUACCUUUACCUAAACGUCGUUCUUUAGCAGGUCGUUCUGGAUCCAGUCCCUAGAGUUGACAUUGUUGCUGAAUGACCAGCUAGGGUUUCCGGCCUUGGUGUUUCGACCCCUCGUUGCUCAAACGUCGCGGUACCUGCUAUAAGAAAGGGCACCAUGCAGGCCUCGCUGUCGUCCCUUCACCGGACUCCAUGCGGAUGCAUCGUCCCUGGACGCGUCCCCUGUGCUCGUGCACACGUCCAAGCACAGCAGUCUUCCAGCCGGCAGCCACUCGUCAUGCAUCAGUCUGUUGGUCGUGGCGGGGCGUUCUCGCCCUCUCUUCCCACGCUUCCUAAUGCUGCCUCUCCCACCGCCGCUCCUGCCAGUGCCCUUCGCACCUCCUUCCUCCACCCGUGGGGUUCGCAGGGUCUAAGGGUCCCUGGGAGGAUUGAGCUAGGGAGGGGGAUGGGGCUACAUCCUGCCACCGGUUUGGCAGGAUUGGCAGCAGGCUUCCAGGGCACAGCACUAGGAGCAGGAGCAGGCGUUGGAAGGGGUAGAGGGCUUAGGCGAGCCCGUUCUCUGGGUGUAGUUUCGGCGAUUUCUGGUGCAGGUGCAACUGGGGGAGGGGGGGAUGCGUCUGGGUCCACGUCACAGUGGAAAGCAGGCAAAUCGAAAGCUGCCAGCUCGGCAUCAGGCUCUCCCGGCAAAUCGACAGGAGCAGCAAAGAAAGCGAAAGCGGCUAAGAAACGGUCCCAGGCCACGUCAGCAGCGGCUGACGCGGAUAAGGAAUGGGAUCCAGUUACCGAGUUACUGGAGCGGGUGCCGAACCGUGUGGAGCCGCAGGUUCGGGUGAACGGGCAGCUGAUGUCGCUCAAGGAGGCGGAGGCUCGGGCCGUACCUGCGCCAAUCCGAGCCUUGAACGCACUAGAGCAGGGGGUCGAGAGCGCUAGGGAGGCUGUCUUGGGGAAAGUGGCAGAGGCUCUAGGAGGGGUGGAUAAGGGUGUGAUUAUAGAGGAAGGGAGUGAAACGGGGAGUCUGGCAGCAGAGGGAAGGGGAGGGAAACAAGCUUCGGAUACAGUAGAUUCGGCAGAUGCAGCGUCGAUGUCCACUGGAGCUGUCUCGUCUGCUGCUGCUGCUGCACCUGCUGCACCCCCUGCCAACCCCGUGUAUCUUAAAGACCUACUCCGCGAGUUCAAGGGCGAGCUCGUGGUCCCCGAGGAGGCGUUCGCUCCGCGGGUGGUGGAAACCACCGCGUUUGAGCGCGCGCUGGCGGGCGCCCCGCCCAUGAGCGCGGCGGAGUUUCUGGGUUUUGCGGAGAAGAAGCAGGUGGCGCUGGUGACAUCGCGCGGGCUGAAGAGGCGCGAUGGGAGGUUCGAGUACUGGGAUGUGCUGGUGGAACUCAAGGAGGUGCCUGGGGAACCGGCCCUCCAAACCAACACCUGGAGGCUCAAGGUGGACUCGCAGUCCGUACCAGCAGUGCUGGCGGCUUACAAGGGGCCACAGAAGGAGGUUGAGACUGUGUAUUCGACCUUUGUCGAGGUGCCAUCAGCCAAGCCCCUUCCAGCAGCCUCCACCAUUUCCGGGCGAAUCUUCCUGGAAUGCUCCAUCCUAGCGUCGAUUCUGCAGUCCUUCCUUGCCACUCUUAUCGCCUCUUCCACUGCCGCCCUCCUCCUGGCCUCCUCUGCCGUACUCUUUAUAGUCCGAUCCGUUUUGUGGCCCCUGGCGAAGCCUCUCCUAGCGCCUGCUGUGUGGGUUGUAGCGGCUGUAGCGAAUAAGAUUGCUGGUGUUGUCACUGCCACGUGGGCGAGUCUCUUUGCUCCAGGUAGCAGCAGUCUAUUCGGAUUCCUACAGUUGCAGCUGGCAGCUUUGUUUGGCAGCGGGGGACUAGCGGGAGGUAUUGCUGGCGCUACUGCGAACGCGUCCGGGGAUGCGAUUGCUGACGUGGCGGUUGACGUGGCGCGGGAUAUUUUCAUAGGAAAGCUGAAGAGCUCGGCCAAGGCGGUUGGGAUGAUGGUGUUUGUGGUGCUGUUUAUGGCAGCAGGGGCUAAAUUCACCCUCAACAGACGGACCAGAGACUACACUAAGUGGGACAUCUGGCAAGCCAUUGAGUUCGGCCAGUCUAAGCCCCAGGCUCGAGUGGAGGGAUCUACAGGAGUGAAAUUCGAGGACGUGGCAGGCAUCGAUGAGACAGUGCAGGAGCUGCAGGAGCUAGUGGAGUACCUCAAGGACCCCCAGCGGUUCAACCUCAUGGGCACCAAGCCGCCGCACGGGGUGCUGCUGGAGGGUCCCCCAGGAUGUGGCAAGACACUCCUGGCUAAGGCCAUAGCAGGCGAGGCAGGCGUGCCCUUCUACCAGAUGGCAGGCUCUGAGUUUGCUGAAGUGCUGGUGGGAGUUGGGGCUGCUCGCGUGCGCGACCUCUUCAAGCGAGCCAAGGUCAACAAGCCGGCUGUGGUCUUCAUCGAUGAAAUCGAUGCCCUUGGUGCUGCCCGAUCCUCCGCAGGAGGGGACGAGGGAGCAGACGCAGGUGUUACGGAGCGAGAGACAACCCUCAAUCAGCUGCUGAUCGAGCUCGACGGGUUCGAUACAGGCCAGGGCGUGGUGUUCAUCGGGGCAACCAACCGCAUGGACAUGCUGGAUGCUGCCCUGCUGAGGCCGGGGCGAUUCGACAGAAAGAUCACCAUCGUGCCUCCUGGGUCCAAGGGCAGAGCAGAAGUGCUGCGGGUGCACGCCAAGAAGGUCAAGAUGAGCCCGCACGUGGACCUCGAUACCAUCGCCGCCAAUCUUGCAGGCUGGAGCGGGGCACAGCUUGCCAACCUACUCCAAGAGGCUGCACUGGUGGCUGUGCGGAGAGGGGCGACGGAGAUCGAAGACGAAGACCUGUACACAGCAGCAGACAGGCUGACCCUGGGCACUCCCAGGGAGAGGUGGGGCGCGGAGCAGGGCAAGCAGCCGCUGCUGGUGCGGCGCAUGGCGGUGCAUGAGGUGGGGCUGGCGCUCACGGCGCUGCUGCUGAUGGAGUAUGACGAGGCCCAGGUGGAGCCGCCACAGCGACUCUCCAUUGUUCCCCGAGGCGAGACCCCUUCUUGGACCGUAUUCAACCGUAUUGAUGAUGAGUCAUACCUCUUUGAGAAGAGGCGAACUCUGCUGCACCGGCUGCAGGUACUGCUGUGUUAGGAUUAAGGACAGAGUCUAGG